CUCAAAUUCAUCAAAAUUCUUUUAAUCUGAAUUCUAACAAAUUUCUAAGGUGAAUAAAAAGGGGUCAUUAAGCUUUAGAAAGUCUUUAAACAUAAUAAAUUUGAGAUUCAAGACAAAAAAGUUCAAUUAGUGCGAAAUGAAAUAUAAAAUGAUGUAUUCCAUAAAAUAAUAUAGGUGUUUAAAUUUCAGAUGAACAUUGGGAUUUUUUAAUAAUAAAAUAAAAUUUAACAAAGAUGAUGGGAGGUUGGGCAGUAGUAGAAGUUGAAGCAAGACAUCAUGAUGUCUUAGCAGUUGUUCAUCAUGGUAUCAAUCAACAUUUGGGAUCUACCCAUCAAAAAUUCACAAUUAUAGAAGUACGUCAUUAAAUUGUUGCUGGAACUAAUUAUCAAUUCAUUGUAGAAACAGAAGAUCACAAGAGAAUUUAAGUAAAAGUAUUUGAACCAUUACCACAUACAAAUUAACCUGCUCAUGUUACAGCAGCUGUAUAUUUGUGAUUCCAUAAAUAUAUAUUAUAUACAUUCAUUUAAAUUCAAUUUCAU
This is a messenger RNA of Paramecium sonneborni, 539 nucleotides long. The record is from the annotation of a GenBank genome assembly. NCBI's taxonomy places the organism in Eukaryota, Ciliophora, Oligohymenophorea, Peniculida, Parameciidae.